AUGCCGUGGAACCUCCCUGCCGACAAUACGGCCUCGGAGGCCUCUCCCAAUCGCCCCCCAUUGACCUCCCAGCAGUCGAAUUCUUUGCCCUCCACCCCCUACCAGCAUGCGCGGAACCUCUCCUUUCACUCUCGCUCGCCCUCCCCGCCCCACGGCAGCACCUCGCCGCGUUCCACCCACUCCGAGUCCGCCCACCUUCCCCCCUCCCGAAAACCCUUCGCCGGCUGCAAAUAUGAGACCGCCAUGGCCUUCUUCCGCCGCCGCAUACCCUACACCAUCGGCGCCGAUCUGCUCCCGGAGGAGAAGGACGGCCUGAAGGAGCGCCUGACCCCGGAGGAAGACGAACGGUUGACCGCCGACAUGCUCGAGGUCUACGAUCGCUUACUCCCCUCCGCUGAGAGUGACGAUCGCCGGCGUCAGCUGGUCCACAAGCUGGAAAAAUUGUUCAACGACCAAUGGCCGGGGAAUAACAUCAAGGUGAACGUGUUUGGCUCGUCGGGGAACAAACUCUGUUCCAGUGAUUCGGAUGUGGACAUCUGCAUCACAACCACCUUGAAGGACCUCGAACAUGUGUGCGUGCUGGCGGAUGUUCUCGCCAAACAUGGCAUGGAACGGGUCGUCUGUGUCUCCCAUGCCAAGGUCCCCAUCGUGAAAAUUUGGGAUCCCGAAUUGCGCCUGGCGUGCGAUAUGAACGUGAACAACACGAUGGCCUUGGAGAACACGCGCAUGGUCCGAACGUACGUCGAGACGGACGAGCGCGUGCGGCCGCUGGCCAUGAUCAUCAAGCACUGGACGAAACGGAGGAUCCUCAACGAUGCCGGUCUCGGCGGUACCCUUAGUUCCUACACCUGGAUUUGCAUGAUCAUCAAUUUCCUGCAGACGCGCGAUCCCCCCGUUCUACCGAGUCUGCAAGCCCGCCCCCACCAGAAACGGGUCUCGGCCGACGGGCUCGUGUGCUCGUUCGACGACAACCUCGAGGGCUUGGCGGGGUAUGGGCGACGGAAUAAGCAGUCCUUGGGCGAAUUACUCUUCCAAUUCUUCCGAUACUACGGCCACGAACUCGACUACGAGAAGUACGUGAUCUCGGUCCGCGAAGCCAAACUUAUUCCCAAGGUGCAGAAGGGCUGGCAUCUGUUGCAGAACAACCGUCUCUGCGUCGAGGAGCCCUUCAACACCUCCCGCAACCUGGGCAAUACGGCCGAUGACACCUCCUUCCGCGGCGUCCACAUGGAGAUGCGUCGGGCCUUCAAGGCCGUCGCCGAGGCGGACCUGGACCGCUGCUGUGAGCAGUACGAAUACCCGGUGGAGGAGGAACGGUUGUGGGAGCGCCCUCCACCCCAGCCCCGGCCCGUCAUCACCGCCGCCCCGCCCCCGUCGCGCGGGGGCCGAGGGGGUGGACGCGGCGGGCGGCACGCCAACCCUUCGCGCGGAGGGCCACAUCUCGGGGGGCGACGGGCCUCGAACACCCCGAACAAGUCGAACAACUUCCGACAACCGAAUCCGGGCGUGAGCGCCUCCGAGCUCUCGCUGCACGCGCAGCAGGCCCAAUAUCUCCUCCACGACCAUCUGUACCAGCAGAUCCAGAUCCUCCAGGCGCAGGAGCAGGAACUGCGGUUACAGCUGCAGAAUCAAGCCUUGUUGACCGGCCGGCCCCCGCCGGUCCUCAUCCGUCAGCCGUUUAUACAAUUUCCGGUGCCCCAGCAGCAGCAGUCGCAGCAGCAACAGUCGCAACCGGAUUCGUCGGGGGAUGACGCCGCUCGGAGUCGGUCCGGCACCCAUCCGCCCCUCCGUCACCCCGUCUACUACCCCGCCCAAUAUCUGCCCGUCGGGGUGGCGGGGGUGCCGGGCACCAACACCAACCCGCCGUCCCCGUCGACCGCGACGGCGCUGCCCGACUUCCGACGCAGCCCCCGUCGCUCGUCCGUCGCCAACGGGUCCCCCGCGGGGUCGCUGAGGGCCCAAUCGCAACCCGCCCGCACGGUCAACUCGCUCCCGAACUACGCCCCGAUCUACUCCGCGGCGCAGCCGUUGGACGGCUCCCCGCGCUCCAAGCAGCGGAAGAUCCCCGGAUCGCCGGACAGCACCGCCAACGACGACGAUGCCACCUUCACGCCGAGCAGCGUGCCCACGGGAUCCCGCUCCAGCUACCUGGAUGAGCUGCGGCCGGAGUACAUGGGCGGGUACUACCUGGCCACUUCACCGCAACUGCAAGCCUACCACCAGAACGCCAUGCUGUCACCCAUGUCGACGCCGGUCGGUCUCGCGCUGCAGAACGGUGGGAUCGUUCCGUUUGUCACGAACGCGCAGGAUUAUCUGUCCACCGUCUCGGGCGACCCGGGAUUCUCCUCCGACCAGAGCUCGUCGCAGCCUCCCAAGGCGGGGCUCCCGCAACCGCGCCCGGCCGCCGCCCGACCGACGGCGGCGAGUAUUGAUCGCGGGGGGCCGUUGAUCAUCGACGGGUCCGUCCCGCCCAGUGAACCCCGGCCGGUCUUUGCCGCCGACGCGUACGAUCCGUAUGCGACGAGCCACUACACGUCCAAUUCGGAUGACCCCAACACGGACACGCCCAUCAGCGUCUCGGACUCCUUCUCCCAGGAUCUGCAGGAUACCAGUUCCGUGGAGAUUGAUGCGCCGCCGUACUUUGGCCGACAGGGGAUCGAGACGUCGAAGUCGGUCGACGUCGCGGCCAACGGACCCCCGAAGCCGGGUCUGCUGUCUACCCGCCUGCAGAACCUGCACCUCGCCAACGGGGACAAGACGCCGGAGCCUGUGGCCAAGACGGAGACGUCCCGCGCCGCCGCAUCGCACCACGACCCGUCGGAGAAAGACAUGCCUCGGUCGAAGCCGUUCUCCGCCAAGGACAGAGGGACCUCCGGCCAAGCCACGGAGUCGCACCCCCCAUCCACCGGCAAACGCCGCCCCAACGGCACUGACGCCGCCGAGAAGACCAACGGAGCCCCCCACCACCGGUCGCGGUUCCGGAACCACCGCCCGGAUGCGUCGCAUCAUCCAUCCAGCGGACAAGGCGACCCCAAGGAUCGGAACACUCACUCGGCGCGGAAGCCCAACGGGGUCAACACCGCGACAUCGGACUCGCACGGCUCUCACACCAGCGGUGGCUGGCAAACCACCAAGAAGAAGCAGAAGAAGAACGUCCGGUCGACGACGGAGCACCGACACGGUCAUCAAAGCGGAGCGGAGCCGCUCCCCUUAGAUGAGUCGAUGCGAAAGGGUGGAUGA
Molecule: messenger RNA, 3240 nt
Organism: Aspergillus campestris IBT 28561
Lineage: Eukaryota; Fungi; Ascomycota; Eurotiomycetes; Eurotiales; Aspergillaceae
Product: PAP/25A associated domain family
Exons: 4
Coding region: 1-3240 (1079 amino acids)
Biological process (GO): RNA 3'-end processing
Molecular function (GO): nucleotidyltransferase activity
Source: RefSeq, a predicted model, not a curated record